This is a messenger RNA of Salpingoeca rosetta, 2062 nucleotides long. RefSeq lists its product as uncharacterized. NCBI's taxonomy places the organism in Eukaryota, Choanoflagellata, Craspedida, Salpingoecidae. The record is from RefSeq and is a predicted model, not a curated record. Gene Ontology annotation, biological process: protein localization to plasma membrane. The transcript is spliced from 18 exons. Gene Ontology annotation, cellular component: plasma membrane. Bases 131 to 2062 code for a protein of 643 amino acids.
UGCUACUCGGCGUCCGCGACACCAUUAACAGUAGCGGAUACAAGGGAGUGUGGUGGAACAGAACUCACACACAAGCAAGUCAAGCACACACACGAGCAAGCACACACACGCACACACACACUGUGUCACGAUGUCGUCGUGCUUCCAGUGCAAGUCGCUGUCUGCCCGGCGUGUAGAUCGCGUGUUCCCGCGCGAUGACACCAACGUGCCAAGACGAGAUGCGCUGCAACACUUGUCAUGGUACUGCCUGUCGCAUGCGCGGAAGCUGCCGAAGAUCUCGCGCUACCUGGCCAGACGCAUCAAGGCUGCAGAGGCCAGGGGACAGCACUCGCGCGUGUCUGUUGGUUUGCAAAUCUUUGAUGAGCUGAUACGCAAGUGCCACACCGAGGCACGGCUGUUCUUACAGCAAUAUCUCCUCGUCUUGCUGGACCUCCUCACCUCAGAGCAUCCGUAUCACGCCGUGGCCGUGGAAUCGUUUGAGCGGUUUGCGGGCAUUGAUGCAGACACGCCCGUAUAUCGGCACAUGUGCGCAGACUUCAUCCGCGUCUUUAGUUCGCUCUGCUGGUGCACAGAGGCACCACAAGACAGCGAUGAAGCUGUGCGCAUGUCAGGCCUGCGGGGGUUGGCGGCCAUUGUCGAGAAGGACCGGGACACGGCGAGCGAGUCUGCGCUGUAUGACGAGUACAGUCUUGGACAGGUCAUCCCAGCCCUCCUCUUCAACGUCACAAAGGGGGACCACCUGACCCCGGCGUCGCUGAUCAUCCGGCGUCGCAGCGGGAGCGAUAUUGAGGGCGGCGACGAGCAGGAACUCCCGUCAGACCCGCCCCAGUUGGCAUCGCGUGUUCUUCAGAUCAUCUGUGAGCACGCCACGCUCGCCACGGCAAAGGCCAUCUUGCGACCGCUAUUCGGCUACCUUGCGGACUUUGGUCUGUGGGAGGAGCGAGAGGACGGCGUUGCCUCUUACGCAAUCACACUCGUACUGUCGUCAUUGGAGGGACAACUGGUCCACAUUGUGUGCACGGAGCUUGUGCGCCACCUCAACUCGCGUGACACCCUCGGCCCGCUCGCCAAGCGAAGCAUCAUCAAGGCCAUCUCCACGGUGUGUGCGAGUGUGUCGAGCAUUCCGUUCACAUAUGUUCUGGACAUCUACAACGCCAUUCUCGCGCACCUGCGCAAGCCGCUGCCUAAUGCGACGGCUGCGGAUGCGCAGCUGCUGGAGGACUCAAUCGUGGCCGCGUGUGCGGACGUUGCGUCCACUCUUCCGCCGAUGCAGAAGACGGAGAUCCUGAUCACCAUCUUCACCAAGGUGGCGACGACACACGAGGCCAAGGCCAAGCACCAGCUCAUCGAGUGCGCACGCGGCGCCGCCAACACCCUGGAGGUACAAUCGUUGUCGUCUGCGCUGCCAGAUGCGCUGCUGAAACCACUCCUACAGACCACCAUCCACUCCGACGAAGAUGUACAGACGUCCUCCACCGCUCUCCUCUUUGAUCUCCUCCAGUGCCCGCUCGAGGUGUCGCCCUCGCACGCCAUCACGACGUCAUCGCUCUCUGCGCAGCGAUCAAAUGACUCCCGCCGAUCGGACGAGACGACGCUGACGGCGACCACCACAGCGACAGCCACUGGACGCAGCCCAACCCGUCUCCAGCGAAAGGUUGUUCGGCUGUUGGAUCUGGACGGCAUUCGGGGAGAUGCUGUGCAGCAGAUUGCCACGCUCGAAUACAACCAUCCAGAGAGCGUGGGUGAUGUUGAGAAAGAGGAGACGCGACGACGGCCGCAGCUGCGUCCCAUCAUCCGUGUUGACAGCGCAGACGACGUGGACAGCGAACGCGAGCAGCGCAGGGAGCAUCCGGACAUCACAUUCGCACAACUCUGCCCAUGGCGCACGGGCCCACCGGCGUUCAACAUCAGACCGACCGAUGCGGACGUGUUCAAGAACAUUGGCGACAUGAAGGUUGCCGACAUUGCUGCUCGCGUGCUGAAGCACCGGUCCGCACCGCACGUGUGUUCGCUCCUCUCGUCCGACUGGAAACCAAUCACUGCAUCGCCCCUCCCCUUCUAG